UCGAUUUGGUCUUUGUUUUGUUAUUUCGAAACUAUCUUAUGUUUAAAAAUAUGUCUUAUUCUAAAGAAAUAUUGAGAAAUCUUUACUUCACAUACAACGACAACGAGCAAAGACAAAUAUAUGAUAGGAAUUGCAGCAUUUGAUUAUUCAUGGCAACUUCAAACCCAUCACAUUCUAGGAUAUCUAGUAGAGUAGACCAGUAUGAGAGACUAAGUAAUACACAUUCUAACUUACCAAGUAGAGGCAACAAUAGCAGACGAAGUGGUCAGUGGGUGAAUGGCAGACCAUCACAAUCAUGGUCACAUAACUCUCUGAGCAAUCACAAACCAGAGAAUCAGAAUGAUAUGCUUUCAGGUGAUACAAUUGAAGAGGCUAGAUUACAGUCAAUGCAUAUACCUAUACAUGCAGCUGCAUAUGAUGGGAAUGUGGAACGUUUGGAAGCAUUAAUAAAUACAGGAGUUCAUAUCAACUUUCAAGCAAGUCAGCACAAAUAUAAAGUAACCCCAUUAAUGAUAGCAGCUAGUAGAGGCCUUUUAGAGGUUGUGAGGUUACUGAUACAGAAAGGAGCUAAAAUAGACCAGUUAGACAAUUUUAAGAGACCAGCUUUGAUGUAUAGUGUAUUCAGCUGUAGUUUGCCUGUUGUUUAUUAUCUUAUACUACACGGAUCAGAUGUUAACAAAGUGGACAGUUCUGGAUGUAACUCAAUACAUUAUGCUGCAAUAUGUGGGCAUCUUCAGAUUUUAAAGUUGCUAUUUCAGGAAGGAGGUGCUAGCAGAUACAUUCCUAGUCAGAUCAAUAUGGGUAGUCCACUUAUGAUUGCAAGAACAAGAGGUCACCAAGAUAUAGUAGAUUUUCUUAUGAAAGAUGAUGCAUUCGACAGAAAUCCUACAACAAAUAACGCUCUACCUAGUGCUCCUCCAAUUGACUCUGAAACGUCACAUGGUCAUGUGGAAGGAAAUGUACCAGCUCUACCUAGUGCCCCUCCCAAUGACGAUGGAAUGUCUCAUGGUCAUAUAGAAGAAAAUGUACCAGCUCUACCUAGUGCCCCUCCUAAUGACACGGGAAUGUCAAAUGGUCAUGAUGAAGGAAAUGUACCAAGUAUGACGAGACCAACUGCACCAACAUACUUAGAAAUAUCACAGACAGCACUGACUGCACCAGUUCAUGAUGGAAUUACGCCAUCAGAGUUGCCAACAUAUGAUCAAGUUGUUUCUCCUAGAAUGCCACAGGGAGCAUGGGGUGGUCAGAAUGUGCCAACUGCCAGUUUACUUGUCCCUGGUUAUUUGCCACCACCCCCUACAUACCACGAAGCAAUAACCAACAAAGUAACUUAUGGAAUAACUCCCUGGAUUGGCGAAGAAGAAUCUAAUUCAUCACAUAAUGCCCAGAAACAGGAGAGAUUUGAUAGGUUUAUGAGAAGAUUUGAUGAGUUGAUGAACUUUGUAGCCAGCAUGUCAAGAGAAAUAGAAGAUGACUGUACCCCUCCAGAGUUAAAUGUAGCUGUAACCUUAGUUAAAACACAUUUUGAAAGAAAGGUGAAGAUAGAGAAAAAUUUUCACAGAUUCAGAGAACAUCAUAAUGAAUAUAUCACCAGUGGCAGAUAUAAUAUAGAUGAUAUAAAGGAAAAAUUGGAUGCUGUUGCAGAAGAAGAGAUUAACAUGAUGAAAAUGUUUACUGUUUACAUGUAUGAAUAUGAUAUAUGUGUGAAAUGUCACAGAAUGUGGAUAACAAUAGAUACCUUACUAGAAAAAGUAGUAAAAUUUGAGGACUAUUUCACCCGUAUAGUCCUGGGUAAAACAGGUAAUGCACUAAUGGGACAGAGACAACAUAUAGCUGAACUGGAUGACCAUCUUAGUUCAUUGAAAAAUGAAGAAAAGUUAUUAAAUGAAGAUUUUCAACAAAUUAACCGAAUCUUGGAUUAUAAAACUAGGAAAAUAGACUUUGAUGUUGUGUUAUCACAAAUAAGUAGUCAGCUUCAUGAGGCGGCAGACUAUUUUGAAGAUAUACAGAAGAAAUUCAAAGAAAAGCAAUUGCUGUUUGAAGCUAAAAUAAAAGCAUUCACUCAAAAUAAGACAUGGGUUCAUGGAUAUUUCUGCACCACUGCUGAAACAGGUUUUUGUGAUCAAAUUCAGAUGUGCAUAGAUAGUGGUGUUGACAUAAAUUUACCAAAUCAGAAGGGGAUGGCACCAUUACAUAUAGCAGCAUCAAAAGGUCAUCUUAAUUUUGUCAGAGAACUUUUGGAUCGCAGAGCUGACAUCAACUCAGAAACAACAUAUGGUUCUUCAGUGUUGUGUGAGGCUGCAAAACAAAAACAGAUAGAUGUGGUCAAACUUUUACUGGAUCGAGGAGCUGAAAUAUCAGCAAAAUAUAAAAUGACUGGAAAAUCAGCUUUACAUAUAGCUUGCCUAAACGGAUAUUGGGAUAUUGUGAAAUUAAUGGUGGAAAAAGAUAAAUCAGUUAUAAAUGAUGCACCAAUUAAUGGAAAUACACCUUUACAUUAUGCAGCUGAAGAAGGAAAUAUAACUAUGAUGAACUAUUUGCUAGAUAAUGGUGCAGAUGAAAAUUUACUUAAAAAUUUUAAUGGUGAAUUUCCUUAUGAGGAGGAUAUUGUUAAGUGUUUAUGUAUUAAUCAAUUAGAAGAUAAGGAUGAUGCUGAUUCUGGCGGUGCAAGAGGAACCUCUGUAAGCCAUGAUAGCAAUACCCACCAAAGUUCAAAAGGUGCAGUGGGGCAAACAAAACCUGUAUCUUCACUUCUAAGUUCCAGUCCUCUGAAAUCAGAAGAAGUGAUUCAUAAAGGAAUACUACAAAGGAAACAUGAUAUGAAAAGUAAUACUGUGAAGUCUCUUGCAAGGAACUGGGUUCCAAUGUAUGGUACACUUAGAGGACAUGAGAUGUAUUGCAGGUCUUAUGAGAUAGGUGACUUGGGAAUAUAUGAAAAACUGCAGUUACCUCAUCAUCCAGUUAUAUCAUUGAAAAAUGCUUAUGUACAUCAUGUAGAUAAUUAUAAAAAGAAAAAAUAUGUGUUCAGAAUUAUACUGGAAAAUGGUGGCGUGUUCUUGUUUAGGACGCAUAGUCUGGAUAAUAUGAAGUUAUGGUUGAAAAAAAUUCAGGAAUCUAUAGAUUUUUCAUGUAUCAACAGUGGAGAUCAUAAAAUUAAAAAGACGAAUUAGCAUUGUGAAGGACAGAUCAUAAGAAUAUAAUACCAUAUCAUAGAUAGAGUAAUGACAAGAAUCGAUCCAUGCAUAUCCUGGUCAACGUUUCAUGUGGUAUUAGAACAGUGAAUCUGGUAGUGUUCAUAUUUAUCUACACAUAAUCUUGUUAGAUGUUUUACACAUAGCAAUUUGCCUUUUCAGAAUCUAGAGGACUAUGGGUAAUCUCAUUGUACGUACACCAAAAUGAAAAUAACAUUACGGCAUUGGUUGAAUUUCUCUUUUGUUUAUCAUGUUUUAAACCAAUUAAAAUGUUUUGGUGUAUGCUUUUGAAAAUUUUACCAAGAAUGCUUUUGAUAAUGAAACGGCAAAUUAACAGUAUUGUUGACAAUGAAUAAAGAUCAUGUACAAGUUAAUGCUCAAAGUUGGACUUUUUUAUUGUCAUACAAAUGUACAAUCAAAUGUACACUUUGUCAGGGUAUCUAAACUUUAUGAUAUUUGUUGUUGUUCAUCUCAGUUUGUAUGUUUUCUUUUUCUAGAGGGAGUAAGUUAUUUUUGGUGCCUUGAUAUACAAAUCAGGGUACAAACAUCCAGCUAGGGUUAAAAUUAAUCCUAAUCAUAAAUUGAAUUAUGCAAAAAUCCCUAUUCAUUUUUAUAUUUCAUUAAAAAAAUCACAAACCAUUUGUAUAUUUUCUUGUCUAUCAUGACAUUUAGUUAGAUGUCAGUCACAUGGUAUCAUUUAUAGUAUUCAACAAAAUGUUCAGAGCACAAUUGUUAUAGACUUCUUAACUGAAGAAGAACAAUUUACCCAUUGACAUAUAGUUCCAGCCAUUGUUUUAUUACCUCUGUGAAAUACAUCACGUCGAUAUAUAUUUUAUUGGACAUUUCAAAAAGUGACCCAUGUAUACCUUUAUGUAGAAAGAGCCUCCCCUUGUGGUUGUACUGUUCAAUAUUUUUGAAAAUUCCAGUUAUCCUUUUUAUGUAUAACUUCUUUUCUGAAAGAAAUUGGUUAUGAUGUUUCAAAGUAGAUCAGUUUUCUGUUACAAUGUAUCAGUAAUAAGGAAUGGGAAUACAUUGUUUUACUUUAUAUAUUUUUUAACUUUUAUUAUUUUUUAUAUAUCUUCAAUUUUUCACUGCUGGAUCGUUAGUUUUUGCUUACUUUGUCAUGAUAUAAAGCAGGGAAAUCUGGGAACAGUAUAUCUAACUAAUAUAUAUGUUCCUGGGGAAAUGCAUAUGAAAAACAUAUAUUUUUAUACAUAAAACUCAAUAUAUCUGUGAUAUUUACAAUGUACUAUUUCUUUAUUUUCUUGUUGAAUUUUUUUAAAUUGUUACUUUUGAUAUAUGUAUUUUUUAUGAAUGUUUGUUUUAUGAUGCCUUUACCUUUUACAAAAGAAAGAGUGAAAAUUUAUAAUUUUUCUUCAUGUUUUACAAAAUCUGCAUAAAAUAUGUAGUUCACCCAAUACUUUAGUGAAAUUUUCGUGGAAAUCUUAAAUUUGAGGUUUCCAAAAUUUUGCAUCUAACACCACAUAUCUAAUAUACAUCUACUUGCAUUUUUUUUUACAGUAUUUAAUACUCUUUAUGAAUUGUUUUUUUAAAACUUUAUUUAUGCUAUACAUGUAUUCUAUAAUGAAGAGUUUGUUAUUUAUGAUGCUUGUGCCUUUUAACAAUAAAAACAUAGAAAAUUGUG
Mytilus trossulus (common blue mussel) is the source of this 4836-nucleotide messenger RNA. RefSeq lists its product as uncharacterized. The coding region runs from base 150 to 3170 and encodes 1006 amino acids. Gene Ontology annotation, molecular function: phospholipid binding; protein binding. Lineage: Eukaryota; Metazoa; Mollusca; Bivalvia; Mytilida; Mytilidae. The record is from RefSeq and is a predicted model, not a curated record. The transcript is spliced from 30 exons.